AUGGCAAACUUCACAGAUUUGACUGGCAAGUUCCGCUCAGGAUCAAAGAAGCACCUGCAGGAUACUACAAGGCGGCCCCGAGAGUCAUAUGUGUGCACUCAGUGCAAAGACGCCAAACUGCGAUGUGACCGCAACCACCCCUGCGGCAGUUGUGUGAAAAGAGGCACCAAUACCAUCUGCAAUUACCCUCAUACGUCUGGAAAUGUGCGCAACGGCGACCCGAACCGCAACCGUCCCUCUGUGGCCGAAGACAGGCUGUUGCAUCUGGAAGCCUUGGUCAGUCGAUUGAUGGAAAACCAAGGGGCGGCACAGGUUAGCAACGACACAGCACCACCACCAACCGCAAAACCAGUGACUCCGCUUGAGGCAUCCUUCAGUGAAACGGCUGGCACUCAUCAUGAGGAGACCGCCUCUACGACAUAUGUUGGGUCGACACACUGGUCAGCCAUACUGGAGGAUAUCCAGGAAUUGAAGGCCGCGCUGGCGCGCGUAGCUCAUGGUCAACAAGCGAACGACAACGAAAAUCUACCAGAACCCUCUAGCAAUUGCCACGAGCUGAUAUUCGGAUCCCCGGGCAACUAUCCCUUAGCACAGGUCCUAUCUCAGUACCUCCCUCCGAGACAAGAGGUGGAUCGGCUGCUCGCCGUCUAUUUCCAGGGCGAGACUUUCAUUGUCCCCUUCAUUCAUGCGUAUCAUUUCCAGCGGCAGUAUCGAGCAUUCUGGUGCGAGAUGACGAGCGUCAAUCCGCUUUGGGUUUCCAUCCUAUUUUCAAUCUGCAGCAUAGCCACUUGGAUCAAAGCCACGCAAGGAGUUUCAUCAAAUGAACCAGGGACUACUGCCGGCUCCAACUUUCACACAGCGGCCGCGCAUUGCCUGGUGGCAGGAGGAUAUUACCAACCACAGCCACUGACAGUUGAGGCACUUGGGUUAUAUGCUCAAUACAAGAAUCUCCGAAGCCUCGACCCCUCGCGUGAAGCGGGAGCCAUAUUGGCGGUGGUUGUACGCAUGGCCCACGAGAUGGGCUACCACCGGGAUCCUGACUCUCUCGGCUCUUUUACAGUGUUUGAAGGGGAGAUGCGUCGACGGUUCUGGUCUACAUGUAAGCAGAUGGACCUCAUGAUCUCAUUUCAACUCGGCCUCCCAAGCACCAUCUGCCUGGAGAACUGUGACACCAAAGCACCGAGAAAUCUCAUGGAUUCAGAUUUCGAUGAAGAUACCAGGGUACUACCUCCUUCCCGACCGGAGAACGAGAUGACCCGGCUCCUCUGGUUUAUUGUCAAGGACAGGCAAAUGCACGCUUUCGGAAAGGUAUACCAGCAUGCACUUUCGUUCGAAUUGAAGACGGAAGCAGAGGUGCUCCAGCUAGACCGAGAAAUUCAACGCAUGCACGAAAUCACCCCAGAAGUUUUGAAGCCGCGGCCUCUGUCAGAGUCAAUUGCGGAAUCGCCAUUUGCCAUCAUGACAAGACUCUAUAUCGAUUUUAUUUACCUGAAGAGCCUCUUGGUUCUCCAUCGGCCCUAUAUGGCCCGCGGCAACCUGUCAAGUACACAAUCCUGCGUAAAUGCUGCAACACGACUCGUCAGCCAGUUCAUUGCCGUAUACAAGGAGAUGGAACCGGGCGGUUUACUGCAUAUGGAACGGUGGAUGUUGACAAACUUCACCAUGAACGAUUUCCUGCUUGGUGUCAUGACACUUUGCCUGAUCGUCCACAUUCGGCGCAAAAGUCUUUUCAAGGGCGUCCCUUCGCUCAUUGAUGCUGCCACUGAGGCGGAGGCGGUCGCUCUUCUCGAGCAGGCUAUUGUCAUCUGCACGGAGAAGUCCAACCUGAGCAAAGAUGCAGCUCGGGUCUCGUCUGCCCUCCGUCUCGUGCUGGAUAGCACUAAAUCUCCGAAUGUGCAUCAUGCCAACAAACAUUUCCCACUUGGUGGCAAUCGGACCAACAUAGCUCACAAGUCGCUGGAGCUCGACCCAGCCCUACUAUUGCUGCAGUCUCAGGAGAGCCAGUCUUACCUUCCGGCCGAUCAAGAACCGUCUUUUGGGUUUCUUGACCCCUUCAACUUCAUGGGCAAUGAAUUUGACAGUAUGGAAUGGAUGACACUCGACUCACAGAUCAUGGGGGAAGAUGGUCCACUGACGUCUCUGAGCGAGUUCGAAAAUCAUUGA
Fonsecaea nubica is the source of this 2163-nucleotide messenger RNA. RefSeq lists its product as hypothetical. Gene Ontology annotation, cellular component: nucleus. The coding region runs from base 1 to 2163 and encodes 720 amino acids. Gene Ontology annotation, biological process: regulation of DNA-templated transcription; DNA-templated transcription. NCBI's taxonomy places the organism in Eukaryota, Fungi, Ascomycota, Eurotiomycetes, Chaetothyriales, Herpotrichiellaceae. Gene Ontology annotation, molecular function: DNA-binding transcription factor activity, RNA polymerase II-specific; zinc ion binding; DNA binding. The transcript has a single exon. The record is from RefSeq and is a predicted model, not a curated record.